AUGGACCGAGCGAGCCCGAUCCGAGAAGCCGAAUGCGGCCGUCCCCUGCACCGUCAGAUCACUACCCCGUUCGCCUCUCCACGCCAGCGUAAUCCACCAUCUGUUGACCAGCGAUUUCAACCUGGAGGCUACGACCAACAUCCCAUUUACGGUACCCACACUGACCCCCUUGACCACCCAUUUGAUACCCCAGCGCCAGUUGUGACACCAACUGGUGCCACCAACCUGCCCCUGUCCCCGAUGACGACUAUAUGGGACAAGGCGACGGGCGCGGAUUUGUGUACACCGCGCCGGCGCUCCCUUACCGCCCUCCUUCAACGUCUCGACCAAGUCGGAGUGGCGGACUUUCAUCCGCCAAAGCGUGUGGUUUUGUGGGUCAUGGCCAACCACGACUAUCGUGACAUCACGGAGGCAGAGUGGGUCGCAUGGUUUGGCAAGGCGUUUAAAGAGGAGCCUCAAGACCUGGAAGUGCUCAAGAAGAUUUUGACCACGGCGAACCGAUUCGACACGACCAUCCUGGACGCCGACUCGCGCAUUGGCAUUGACAACCUGAUGCGAGCUUUGGAGCGCAACGACCAAGCGUCGACGAUCACUUGGCCUGCAGAAGUUGUUCCACACCAGCUGGCCCUCCAACGCAACAAGCCGUUGAAGACCGACGUGAACCAUUUCCUGGACUGGCUGCGCGUGCAUACCGCCGGCGGUACUAGCAGCAGUGGGUCUCUUUGUGGCGAUGAAGAUGAAGGCUUGACCGCGGACCUCUUCCAGAAGCUGCGACUCCUCCUGGUCAAGCACUGCGAUGUAUUCCACCUGGAGAUCAGCCACGACGAGCCGAUCAAGGUGGAGCCGCUGCGGACACAUGUGCGCGAGCUCGAAGCAGCCAGUCUGGUGUACCACAACAAUCGCGCAACAUGGGCCUCGGCGCUGGGCAUAGUACCCAACAAAGACCCUGGUGACUUGCGCAUGACCAUCGACAGCCGGCGCAUCAACGUGUACACGGAGCCUAUGCCGAAACUCGAUGCCGACCUGACUGCCUUGGUAGACGCACGAACGUUCGUCACCAUCGAUUUGUUCAAGGUCUACUGGCAGCUGGCGCUCCAUGAAGAUUCCCAAAUGUACCACUCCUUCAUGACCCCCUUUGGAGUGUACACGACCACAAGAGUGCUUAUUGGCCAGACCGACGUGGUCGUGUUCUGUCAGUCGGCGGUGGACUUCAUGACCCAAAAAAGACCCCUUGCCUGGCUCGACGACAUGCUAGGUUACGCCGAGACCCCAGAUGACAUCCUCGACCUCUUUGACCAAGUCCUCACGAUCGGCUCCUCCUUCGUCCUGAAGCUCAACCCGAAGAAGUGCGACUUCUUCCUGGCCAAGACCGUCUGGUGCGGCAAAGUGGUAUCAAUUGAAGGCGUCCAGCACUCCCGCACAAGAAUCCAAGGACUGUAA
Messenger RNA from Aphanomyces astaci, 1440 nucleotides. RefSeq lists its product as hypothetical. Lineage: Eukaryota; Oomycota; Saprolegniomycetes; Saprolegniales; Verrucalvaceae. The transcript has 6 exons. The coding region runs from base 1 to 1440 and encodes 479 amino acids. The record is from RefSeq and is a predicted model, not a curated record.